Messenger RNA from Fusarium oxysporum Fo47, 1466 nucleotides. Its product is annotated as glycosyl hydrolase. The record is from RefSeq and is a predicted model, not a curated record. The coding region runs from base 145 to 1404 and encodes 419 amino acids. The transcript has a single exon. NCBI's taxonomy places the organism in Eukaryota, Fungi, Ascomycota, Sordariomycetes, Hypocreales, Nectriaceae.
UGGAGAUCGUGAGGGAGCCAAGUUUGUUCAGUUUGGAAAGAUGUGCGGUGUAUAUAAAGGACGACAGUAUCGCGACCAUACAUCUUAGGAGACAUCCCCUACGGCUCUCUCAUCUCUGCGCCAGGGCCAUUGCCAUUCUUCACUAUGCUGCCCCGUCUUCAAUCCCUCUCCCUAGCUCUCCUCUCCCUCGCCACAGGCAUCCACUCCCACGAAGCCCUCUCCUCCCUCAACGUCCGCAACCUCGAGGACAUCCGCAGCCACAUCACUCUCCCAUCCACCUCAAACGGGCACUCCAUCACCUGGCGCAGUAGCGAUCCCUCCAUCAUCAGCCACGAUGGUCUCGUGAAGCGCCAACCCACUACCUCCGACGUCCUCCUCGUCGCGUCCCUCGAAGUAGACGGCCAAUUGCACGAGCGCGAGUUCAACGCUUCUGUUCGUCAGGCCGUUCAGCAAGAUCCGUAUGAAGCAUAUGCGUUUUCGUACUUUACGGGUAAUUCGAAGCAGGGGGAGAAUAUUUAUUUUGCGGCUAGUAAAGGGAACAAUGCAUUGGAUUGGCAGGAGCUUAAUGGCGGACAGCCUGUUAUUACGUCGAAGCUUGGAACCAAGGGGUUGAGAGAUCCUUUUGUUAUUCGAUCUGUUGAAGGUGACAAGUUUUUCAUGAUUGCGACAGAUUUGUCUAUUGGCAGCGGAACUUCAUGGGGCGAUGCAGUCCGUAAGGGAAGUUUGUACCUUGAGAUCUGGGAGUCGGAUGAUCUUGUCACAUGGUCUGAGCAGCGACACGUCAAGGUUUCUCCCGACAACGCCGGGAAUACCUGGGCGCCUGAGGCGUUCUGGGACGAUGAGAAGAACUCAUACGUUGUCUUCUGGGCAUCAUCGCUGUACAACACAGCUGAUCACUCAGACAACUCUUAUCACCGCAUGCUCUACUCGCUCACCCGCGACUUCGUCACUUUCUCCAAGGCUGAGAUCUGGCAGGACAGCAAGACCUCCCGGAUUGACACCACAGUUCUUAAGUCUGGUAAUUCAUUCUACCGCUUUACAAAGGACGAGGCAUCAGCCAGCGGCUGCACAGACAUCAUCCAAGAGAAGUCCUCCAACCUUCUCGCCCCCGUCGACGGAUGGACCGUUCAAGCUACUUGCAUUGGCAAAAACGCUGGUCUUCAAGCUGUUGAGGGUCCUACUGCUUUCAAGGGUAACGCUGGUGAUGCCAAUGGCGAGAAGUUUUAUCUUUUUGUGGAUGAGUAUGGUGGUAAGGGUUAUGUGCCUCUUGAGACUAGCAAUUUGGAUAAGCCGAGCUGGAAGGUCUCAGCGAGCUAUAAACUCCCUACGAGCCCGAGGCAUGGAACGGUUAUUCCUAUUACCAAGAAGGAGCAUGAGAAGCUGCUGAGUGCUUUUGGUGCUUGAUUAGAUGAUAGCUGAGAGGGAAUGACAAGAUAGAUAGGCAAUCCAUACUAUUUUCAAUUGUA